GCGGGGCGGUUCCGGGUGCGGCUGCGGCAGCGGGGAUCGGAUCGCAGCGGCCAUGGCGGCGGCGACAGCGGCGGCCCCGGGGGGGCCCGGCCCGGUGCCGGGGGCGCCCAAGCUGGGGGUGGAGUCGGUGAAGGGGCAGGUGUUCGACGUGGGGCCGCGCUACACGGACCUGCAGUACAUCGGGGAGGGGGCGUACGGCAUGGUCUGCUCCGCCUACGACCACGUGGGGAAGAGCCGCGCGGCCAUCAAGAAGAUCAGCCCGUUCGAGCACCAGACCUACUGCCAGCGCACGCUGCGCGAGAUCAAGAUCCUGCUGCGCUUCCGCCACGAGAACAUCAUCGGCAUCAACGACAUCCUGCGCGCCGCCGCCCUGGAGCACAUGCGCGACGUGUACAUCGUGCAGGACCUGAUGGAGACCGACCUGUACAAGCUGCUGAAGACGCAGCAGCUGAGCAACGACCACAUCUGCUACUUCCUGUACCAGAUCCUGCGCGGCCUGAAGUACAUCCACUCGGCCAACGUGCUGCACCGCGACCUCAAGCCCAGCAACCUGCUCAUCAACACCACCUGCGACCUCAAGAUCUGUGACUUUGGUCUGGCCCGGAUCGCCGACCCGGAGCACGACCACACCGGCUUCCUGACGGAGUACGUGGCCACCCGCUGGUACCGCGCCCCCGAGAUCAUGCUCAACUCCAAGGGCUACACCAAGUCCAUCGACAUCUGGUCGGUGGGCUGCAUCCUGGCGGAGAUGCUCUCCAACCGGCCCAUCUUCCCCGGCAAGCACUACCUGGACCAGCUCAACCACAUCCUGGGGAUCCUGGGGUCCCCCUCGCAGGACGACCUGAACUGCAUCAUCAACAUGAAGGCGCGGAAUUACCUGCAGUCGCUGCCCCAGAAGGCCAAGGUGCCCUGGCCCAAGCUCUUCCCCAAGGCCGACCCCAAAGCCCUCGACCUGCUGGACAAGAUGCUGACCUUUAACCCCAACAAGCGCAUCACUGUGGAGGAGUCGCUGGCUCACCCCUACCUGGAGCAGUACUACGACCCCUCGGACGAGCCGGUGGCCGAGGAGCCCUUCACUUUCGACAUGGAGCUGGACGACCUGCCGAAGGAGAAGCUGAAGGAGCUGAUCUUCGAGGAGACGGCGCGGUUCCAGCCGGGCUCCCAGGGGCCGUGAGCGCUGGUCCGUCACGCUCCAGCUUAGACCUGGCUCCCUCUGAGAAGGUUUCGACCUGGCCCUGCGCCCGGAGCGCCCCUCGGACUCUGAUUUGGGGGGCUGGGGGGCCCCGCCCGAGGGGCCAGCCCUGCCAUCGUGCUGUAUAACUGCUUCGCAAUGUGGCUGUGACUCCUUAACCCCCCCAGGCUGUGCCUCUGGGGGGGCCUGGCGGGGGACCCAGUGCCCCCGAUUCCUGGAUGUGGAGGGGAAUCUCUCCUGCUUCCUAUCUAACGAGUUACCAGUUGUAAUGA
Mauremys reevesii (Reeves's turtle) is the source of this 1464-nucleotide messenger RNA. RefSeq names its product mitogen-activated protein kinase 3 (gene MAPK3). The coding region runs from base 53 to 1174 and encodes 373 amino acids. The record is from RefSeq and is a predicted model, not a curated record. Lineage: Eukaryota; Metazoa; Chordata; Testudines; Geoemydidae. Gene Ontology annotation, biological process: protein phosphorylation; intracellular signal transduction. The transcript is spliced from 9 exons. Gene Ontology annotation, molecular function: MAP kinase activity; ATP binding. Gene Ontology annotation, cellular component: nucleus; cytoplasm.